UGGAUAUAAUUAUGUGGUCUGUGAGUUCAACAUCUGGAAGUUCUUCGAGAAAUACGAAGUGGGUUCUCGUGCAAUGGCCAACUAAAAAGCGUGAUUUGGUCAACAUGAAAUCUCUUUUGUGCUCUUCGGAGGACGAGGUGAGGGCUGGGAGAUAUGUAAACCUGCACUGGGCUGGGAGGCAGAAUACGGCACUUGUUGUUGCGAUUUCAGAUGAUCGUCAAAGGCUGGAAAGUAUGAUGAAACGAUCGAGGUCACCUGUAGCAGGUUCUAGCUGGAGCAGGAAGAUGGAAAAGAUCGAUGGGGAUUAUUCCCCGAGUGCUUCGUCUUGGAAGCCAAGUGAGGAUGAGACUACGUCGUCCGCAGACUCCGAUGAGGACAUCCAAGCAAUCAGAAAGCACAAAAUUAUUGACAAGAAACGCCGACUAUUAAACCGACAUUCAAUGAAUAACCUAGUGACUCCAAAGCACAGGUCCACUCCAAUUGAAUCGCGUUCUGAGUCGUCAUUAAAGAGUUUACGCAGAGAGAACGUAAAAUUCCAGGAUGGCAGAAUUAACAAGGGACGUACAGACAGAUCUUUACCGGCUUCAGCAAGAAACAUCAGAACUGAGAGAAUUAAUCAUAAAAUUCGACCAAUUAAAAAGGAUGAUUGUUUUUACCGUAUGGAAAAUUUGAUAACGAUGUUUGAAUGCCUAAUAGAUUCUAUCACAGAAUGCAGAAAGAGUAUGUCGCCGAAGGCUCGACGGCUGGAGGAGUCACCGGAGGCGCCACAGCGGCAUGAGUCGCUGAAGUUAUCUGAGUCGUUGAAGUCAUCGGAGUCACUGGAUGCACAGACUUAUAACAGGAAACAACAGCGAAAACAUAUGAACGGCUGUCUAAAUGAGGCUCAAGCUGGCCCCAGCCGACCCGUGGAACCCAUGGAGGAAGAUCAUGAGAAUGAGUUUGAUCGAUCAGAUGACGAGGUCCUCAUCACUAACCACUUGAGCAGAGUUCUCAAUAAAGAAAUUCACAGAAUGAAAACGGAUAAAAAUGUCACUCGAAAAACUAUAGAGAAAAGUGUGAAGAGGAUCACGACAGAAAUAAAGAGCUGUCAGAAAGCAAUAGUUGAACUUAAAGCCAAUAAGGAAAAUGAAAAUAUUAAUACCGCCAUAAAACCAACAGACAAAACAGAUAAAGAAUGGAUCGGCAUUGGCACCGGAAAAACAUUGGUACAUAAGGAUAAGUAUAAAAAUGUCAACUGGAAGUCCUAUACAAUUGCCACAAGGUCUUUGCUUCUUGCAAUCUUCUCAAGACAAGUCUUGGCUACACAUUCUCUGUCUGGAAAGAAGUCGCCAGCCUUCCUUCACAAGCCAGCCAAAAGAUCCCUGGAUCCACAAGCAGUUUCUGAUGUCAUUUACGAGAUUACGGACAAAUUUGGCGUAUCAGAAAGUUUAGUUCGGGCCACCAUUACUACAAAGUGCGCCGAUGAAGCUAAGAUGCUCAGAAUGCGUCACGGUAAAUGUGAAGAUCACGAAAACAUCCCGCCGCCACCAAAUGCAGACGGAAAGGCCUAGAUGUUGUUAGUUGACCAGCUAUACGACUACAACGCGUAAGGUAUGGGAUUUCCGAUACCUACGUUAACUUAUUAUACGCUAAUAUAAUAUACGUUACACAUUAUCCAUAAAAAGAUACAAAAGUAAAAAGUCCCACCACUCACCUGAAUGAUUCAAAAACAUUUAUAAAAAAACAAGUUAUAAACCGAUUUGGUAAGAAAUUAGAAACUAAUAAACAAAAAUUUUGAGUUUAGUCAAACACUUUGAUAAAAUUGAGUGUUUACGGGUGAUUCAGUGAGCAAUGCAAUAGAUUCCGUAGGUCUGUAACGUGUAAAGUACUAUAUAUUAUACCUGUUUUUGUUAUCUAAUUGAAUUGAUUAUUUUCAAAUGUGUUUGUCUUGUUUUAAUUGUUAUUGUUAUUAAGUCAAUUUUAACUCUCUGUGUCCUUUUGCGGUACGGUACGAAUAGAAAUACGAAUAGGAACCUAAAAUUUAAAAAUAUGUCUAUUCGACUAAGUGCCUCUUUAGUCAACGGUCGCAAGUCAGACUGGAUUUUAUUUUCUCGACUUAUAUUGAUCCCAAAUUCGUUCCUAUUAUUUUAGUCCUAGGGCUAGGCAAUGCGAGGAUAUUAGCCUUCCCCAAUUUUUAAGCAUUGGGUUUUAGUAAAAUGUUUAUUUAUCGUGUAUAAUUAUAUUUUUGUCAUGUUCAUUGUUGUAAUAUAAACUUUGUUAUAUUUAACUAAACUUAAGUCAUCUGACCAUUGUGCACCAUUUUUAUUAUACCUAGUUAAGAAUUGAAUACCUAAUUAUAGACUUGUUUGUGUAAUGUGUAUGUCUUAUGUCUUUUAUAUUGAUUUCUCUGAUGACUUUUAUAUUAAGAUUGAAUAAAACAUU
This is a messenger RNA of Spodoptera litura, 2421 nucleotides long. RefSeq lists its product as uncharacterized. Gene Ontology annotation, biological process: positive regulation of neuron differentiation; negative regulation of Notch signaling pathway. NCBI's taxonomy places the organism in Eukaryota, Metazoa, Arthropoda, Insecta, Lepidoptera, Noctuidae. Gene Ontology annotation, molecular function: transcription corepressor activity; DNA binding. The record is from RefSeq and is a predicted model, not a curated record. Gene Ontology annotation, cellular component: nucleus.